This is a messenger RNA of Perca fluviatilis (European perch), 2802 nucleotides long. Its product is annotated as acetylcholinesterase collagenic tail peptide-like. Gene Ontology annotation, molecular function: heparin binding. Lineage: Eukaryota; Metazoa; Chordata; Actinopteri; Perciformes; Percidae. Bases 683 to 2059 code for a protein of 458 amino acids. The record is from RefSeq and is a predicted model, not a curated record. The transcript has 17 exons.
UAGAUGACAUUGCUUCUAUGUAACGCAUCUGGAUCAUCAGGACAUUACGGCAUUCUGUACGUUUAAUUAGAUAACAUAGAAAAUGUUAAAUCAUAUUAUUGAAGGUAGCCUAUGAAUUACUGACUGAAGCAGGUGCGGCAUUUUUUCUGCACGUGGUUCAACACGGGGUUAUCAUUUUUUUUUAGGAUUUCUAACAUCUUCUUGCCUCCAUACUACCAUUAUGAAAUAUGAGUAUGCUGGAAAUGUUUGUGUGAAUGAACCUGUAACAGCCGUUACAGGCUGCUACUGUUACUAUGACUUCUGUCAUAAAGUGGCAGAAGUCAUAAUAAGCCUGAGUGACAGCCCCCUGCCACCCAUCUAAUUCUAAUUCUGGCACAAGGCUGAACGUGGCUGAUGCAAGGUGGAAUUACAGCGGUGGCCGCAUCUGCUGCAGUGUGGAGCUGCAACAAGUUUAUUAUGCUUUGAGGGGGGGAAAGGAGAGAGAGAGAGAGAGAGAGAGAGAGAGAGAGAGAGAGAGAGACACUUCAGAGGACUAAGGUUAAGGGUGUGAUCAAAUAGAUACCCUCUGGGAGUAAGGAGAAGUGACAGCUGCCAGUAACUGCAUUAAGCUCAGCAGAAAUAGAGUGUGUGUGUGUGUGUGUGCAUGUGUUUGUGUGUGCUGUAGGGAAAGUAAAUCGUCAGGAUGGAUCUGGCCAAACUUGCAGUGUCCUUCCACAUUCUUCUGUGUUCUGCGUGGGCCCGUCACUCUUACAUGGACAGCGUCCUCUCAGCCCGCUCAGCUCUCAGGUUUCUGGAAGAGCCGUUAACGUUUGACCCCUGUUGUCUCAUGUCACCGCCUCCCCCGCCGCUCUUCCCUCCGCCACCUCACCAGUGGAAGCGGGGCGUUACCAAGGAUGGUAUUGGCAUGUUAGAGCCAAGUGUUUCUGGAAGAGAAGUACAGGAAAAACAAAAAACUGUGAUACCUGGGUGUUUACCUGGACCUCCAGGACCCAGGGGCCCAGAGGGUCACAAUGGAUUACCCGGCAUAAGAGGACCAAAAGGGGAGAAGGGAGAAAUUGGACGUCCAGGGUCAAAGGGUCGUACAGGAGCUCCAGGUCUCCCAGGGAAACCAGGGCUACCAGGAUGGCGUGGUCCAGAGGGACCCCAGGGUGAGAAAGGGGACCCAGGACUCAUGGGAUUACCAGGACUGAGGGGACCACCAGGGCCAAAGGGUUUGCCCGGUUAUAAAGGAGAUAAGGGCAGCUAUGGUGACCCUGGAGCAGCAGGACCAAAAGGCGAUAAGGGUUCCAUUGGUUUGCCUGGGAUGCUUGGACAGAAGGGUGAGCAGGGACCAAAGGGAGAGCCAGGAGUCGUAGGGAAAAGAGGGCCUACUGGACGGCCUGGGAAGAGAGGCAAACAGGGCAUGAAGGGCCACACUGGAGCCCCAGGAGUCAUGGGCCCCCAAGGACCCCCAGGUCCAAACGGCCAUCCAGGGCCACCUGGUCCACCCGCCUCAGGUCUCUAUCUAGUCGGGGAAAAGGGAGAGAAGGGUCCUCCAGGUCCAGCAGGUCGCUGUGACUGUGAUUCCACUCUUGGUGCAAAUAAUGCUCCUUUUGGAAGCUACACUCAACGGGGCGGCCUCAAUAAAGUCCCUGCAAUAUUUGUGGUAAACGGUGAGGAGGAGAUGGACCGUGUACGUCUAGACAAUGCAAUAGCAUUCAGGAAGGAUCAGAGGUUGCUCUACUUCAAAGAUAAAGAGGGAUGGAAGCCCAUACAGCCCUUCCAGCCCUUCCAGUCCACAGAAAAAGUCCCGGACAGAGUCGGUGUGUGUGGGGACGGAAAGGUGCAGGCCCAGCACGGAGAGGAGUGUGAUGAUGGAAACCAGAUUGUCACCGAUGCUUGUCUCAACUGUAAGUGGGCCUACUGCGGAGAUGGCUACCAACAUGACGGCAUUGAGGAGUGUGAUGGAAAGGACUUUGGUUAUCAGACCUGCAAAUCCUAUCUUCCUGGGUCCUUUGGGCAGCUCAGAUGCACCGAAUCUUGCCUCAUUGAUUCCACUGGUUGCAAGUAUUUCACCUGAACUAGAAAUAUUGCAACUUUGCAGUUGCUCUUUGUGAUCACUGGGGUUACAUUUCAGAGUCUUGCCCCUUAAAAAAAUCACUGGCUGCUCUGAGCCAUGAGAAGUCACGGGAGUCAGCUUUGAAUCGACUGUCUCUCCCCUGGAGGUUUAAUUCUAUCACUGGCCUCAGGGAGCAGCUUCCUGUUACUGUUACUACAUCGGCUCCAGCACUGUUAUGGACACAGGUGAUGCUGUGGAACAUUUUAAUGAUUUAAUGAUUGUAUCAUAUGAAAUAGUUACAAUGUGUAUGACUUGCUGACUGUUAAUGCAAAAAUAAGCUGUAUUCUGAACUUCUUUUGUAAGAAAAAAAAAGCCUUUUUUUACAAAAGAGGCACUUAUGUUAUUGAUACUAUAUAUACUGUAGUAUGCAAAUCAGGAUUGUGUAAAUGUAUUUAUUCCUGUGCAAUGUUUUAGAAAAAUAUGUAUUUAUGAAAAGCAAUGCUGUGAUAUUGCAUGUAAAUAUGUACCAGAACACAGCGGACUGCUUUACCCCGUGCUGUAAACGUACUAGUCAAAGUGUGGCCCUCUUGAACGAAUGUCAUACUGCAACAAGAAUACCUGUGGUUAUUGCAGCAGCAUGAAGAAACUGAUCAGUUACAAAAUGACUAUGAAAUGAAUUUAGUCAAAUUUGAUUAGUGGAUAAUCUACCUGCAUGACUGUAAUGUUCAUUAAACACUGUACGCUAAUAAAAGACAUCAGGCCAA